Penicillium hordei is the source of this 888-nucleotide messenger RNA. RefSeq lists its product as uncharacterized. The record is from RefSeq and is a predicted model, not a curated record. NCBI's taxonomy places the organism in Eukaryota, Fungi, Ascomycota, Eurotiomycetes, Eurotiales, Aspergillaceae. The coding region runs from base 1 to 888 and encodes 295 amino acids. Gene Ontology annotation, biological process: transmembrane transport. Gene Ontology annotation, molecular function: transmembrane transporter activity. The transcript has 3 exons.
AUGAGUGCCGCGUGUUCCUUUUCUGAGAUGAGCGACGUUCUCAAGGGGAAAGAGGGCCCCCGCGGAAACAUCGGUGAGGGUAUAGUCUUUAACGCGGAGAUUAGGGCCAACGUGGGCGAUGUCGCUCAGGAUAUUGAAGAGCUGGAGGUAGACUCCCGUCAUCAGAAUACCGGUUUCAUAGAAGGGUCGGCUGGAACCUCGUCGGUAUUCGUUGUCGUCUACUACCUUCCUAUCUACUUUCAGUUUGUGAACAAUGAUGGAGCCCUCAUGGCAGCUGUGCGUCUGUUACCAUUUGUUGUUAUCGCCGUCGUGGUCAACCUUAUCUCGGGGUCGCUUCUCCACUUCAUAAAGCUUUAUAAAGUCAUCUUUCUAAUUGCUAGCAUUUUCUUGCUGGCCGGUGGUGGUCCCUUGGUAGCUUAUUCAAAGCCUAGCACUACGACGGGCACCCUCUACGGCUUAUCAAUUCUCACUGCGGUUGGCAGCGGUCUGUCUAUGGUGACCGGCUAUACAGUUUCGACGUUGACUACGAAACCCGAGGACACGGGCGCUGGACUAAAGUUGCAAAAUGUUGCCCAGAUUGGUGGCCAGGUUAUCGCACUCGCCGUCGCGGGACAGAUCUACCGAUCGCGAGCCUUGAACAAUCUGCAAUCUGCUCUUGCUGGUCACGGAUACUCGUACGCAGAAAUUUCGGGCGCGGUGGCCUGUGCGCAGAGUACACUGUUUGAGAAUCUGGAGGGUGGACUACGGGACACGGCAGUUGAGGCUAUCUCGCAGGCGAUGCGGAUGACGUUUGUACUGGUUCCUGUUGCCGGAGGCGUUAUGUUCAUUGCCGCAUUGUUCAUGAAGUGGGAGAAGCUCUUCGGACCUCAUGUUGCUGUGGGUGGUUAA